This is a messenger RNA of Uloborus diversus, 1139 nucleotides long. Its product is annotated as aprataxin and PNK-like factor. The record is from RefSeq and is a predicted model, not a curated record. Gene Ontology annotation, biological process: double-strand break repair. The transcript has 4 exons. Lineage: Eukaryota; Metazoa; Arthropoda; Arachnida; Araneae; Uloboridae. Gene Ontology annotation, cellular component: nucleus; site of double-strand break. Gene Ontology annotation, molecular function: protein binding; 3'-5' exonuclease activity; DNA-(apurinic or apyrimidinic site) endonuclease activity. Bases 174 to 749 code for a protein of 191 amino acids.
CCGCUGUUGAAAAAUAAAGAGUUCCUAUUUUUUUCUUCUUGUCUGGCAACAUAGGUUUCAUGGUUUUUGUUUACAACCGUUGUUUGUGUUUCUGUCUUGAAUAUUUUGGUGCUAUUUCAUCUCGUUUAUACUUACUCUGGUGAUACAAGUCAAAGUUUGCUUGCUCUCUUAAAAUGCCGAAAUUAAUCUUAAAACCAUUUGAUGACAGAUUACAAACCGUCAUCAUUCCAAUGGGUAAAACCAUUAUAGGACGAGGCCCUUUACUAAACUGUCGCGACAUUCGAGUUUCCAGAAAUCAUGCAUCUUUAGAAAUUACAAAUAGUGGAGAUAUCAUUCUUACUCCUAUGCAUAAAAAUCCAUGCUGUUAUAAACCAACUCAUGAAAGAAUGGGCAAGAUCCUUAAACAAGGAAAGCAAUAUAAAUUGAGAGAUGGAGAUUCUUUUUCUCUGCUGCCUAGAUCACAUAAAUAUAGAGUAAUAGUAAUGGGUGACUCAAUCUAUGAUACUAACGUUCAUGAGAGAUUGCCAGUUCUAUUAGGUGGAAAUGUAUCAACCUUAUUGCGACACAGUAGUUUUAUCAUAAAUCAAGGAAAUCCGGUUGCAUCAUCAUCUCGGUCUGGGAAUGGUUAUGAAGACUCCUCAACGUCACACCCUAAUAGCACUCCUGCAAAUAGGAACGGUGAUACUCGAGUAUAUGACCCUACAAUAUUUUAUACAUUUGUUUCUGCAGAAGAUCGUCGUCAGGACUGAAACUCUCAUUUUUGUAUAUUCAUUGUUCAAAAGAUAAGACUGAAACACGGCUGGUCAUUUGAAAUAAGAAGAUUAAAAGAUCAAUUUUUAUUUCUAAAAAACCGAAGUAUGAAAAAAAAUUCUUAACAUUGAUUUGAUUACAUUAAGCAGUUGGUGGUUUAAUACACAUUUCAUGUUUACAUUGUUAUAUUAAGAGAUUUGACAAUGUUAUAGAAAAUAUCAUUGUAUGAUAAGAAGUAAUUUUAUUCUUUUAUGUAUUUAAUAUGUUAUUGUCUUCCAUUACUCCUCAAAUCUUCAGUGACAUAUUCUGUGUAGCUCUUUUCAUUGCAUUCACUAUCCACUAUUUGAUGCGACAGUAGUGGAUAGCUUUGCAUUACUAUUUGAGGCAAA